AUGUCCGCAACACUUACAAUAACCCCGAGCGCUCAGCUCACCAACACCAUCAAGGCUGAGAGGUGUGAGGCCGUUGAGCGCCAUGGCUACCUUUUCGGCCAGAAGAUCACACAUUCCCUUUCUCCCUUCCUUCACGGCACAAUCUACAACGAGAUUGGCUUAAAAUGGGAACAAACACGGCUCGACUCGGCCGACAUCCCCAUGUUCCUCGAGCUGAUCAAAGACCCCAACUUUUACGACGUCGUCGGCGUGCGCGAGUCUUUCUACCAGAAACGUCGCAGACCCCGAUGCCGUCUUUCCAUAACCGUCCCGCCGUCGUCGUCGGCGGCGGUGGGCGCCGCCCGGUCCGCCGUCUAUGCUCUGCGCAAGUGGAUGAAGGUCACAGACAUUUACCUCGUCAACCGCGACGACGCCGAGGUGCAGGCCGUCAUCGAAGAGUGCACCACCCGCGGCUACGGCCAGGGCCUCCGUCACAUCAAGGACGCGGCCGAGGUCGCCUCGCUCGAGAGCGUCGGCGCCAUCGUCGCCUGUGUGCCUAACUUUACGCCCCAGACUGCCGAGGAGAAGGCGGCGCGGGCCGUCAUCGAGGCGUUCCUCGGCAAGGAGACCAAGGGCGCCAUGCUCGAGAUGUGCUACAACCCUACCCCCUUCACCGAGCUGGGCGCGCUGGCGGAGGACGCCGGGUGGCAGGUCAUCCUCGGCACCGAGGCCAUGAUCUGGCAGGGCCUCGAGCAGGACCGGUACUGGACUGGCCGUGAACUCGACCAGCUGCCGGUCAAGAAAGUGCAGGAAGCCAUCGCGUCAAGACUGGGGCAAGCGUCAAAGUUGUAA
Molecule: messenger RNA, 831 nt
Organism: Verticillium alfalfae VaMs.102
Lineage: Eukaryota; Fungi; Ascomycota; Sordariomycetes; Glomerellales; Plectosphaerellaceae
Product: quinate dehydrogenase
Exons: 2
Coding region: 1-831 (276 amino acids)
Biological process (GO): chorismate biosynthetic process; shikimate metabolic process
Molecular function (GO): shikimate 3-dehydrogenase (NADP+) activity
Source: RefSeq, a predicted model, not a curated record